Messenger RNA from Fraxinus pennsylvanica, 2865 nucleotides. The record is from the annotation of a GenBank genome assembly. Lineage: Eukaryota; Viridiplantae; Streptophyta; Magnoliopsida; Lamiales; Oleaceae.
AUGGCUUCAAAGAGAUCUACCACGGAGGCUAGUAUCCAGAUAAGAAUUGCUGCAACACUCUUUCUCUUUUAUAUUUCAGUUGUUUAUUGUGUUACAGACCCCAAUGACUUAGCUGUAUUAAAUCAGUUCAGAAAAGGUUUGGAAAAUCCUGCGCUCUUGAAUUGGCCUGCAAAUGGUGAUGACCCAUGUGGGCCUCCAAGUUGGCCACAUAUAUUUUGUUCUGGCAAUAGAAUUACACAGAUUCAAGUUAGGGGUUUGGGAUUGAAAGGCCCUUUACCUCAGGAUUUUAACCAGUUGUCUACGUUGCAAAAUUUGGGUCUGCAGCAGAACCAACUUAGUGGGAGGUUGCCAUCUUUUAGUGGUUUGGCUGAAUUGAGGUAUGCUUAUUUGGAUUACAACAAGUUUGAUUCAAUCCCAUCAGAUUUCUUUACUGGGCUUGUGAAUUUGGAGGUGUUGGCAUUGGAUGAUAACCCUCUCAAUGCCACCACUGGAUGGUCACUGCCUAGGGACCUGGUAGGUUCAACUCGAUUGACGAAUCUUACUUUGAUGAACUGCAAUUUGGCCGGUUCUUUGCCUGAAUUUUUGGGAAAUAUGACAUCUUUAGAGGUUUUGAAAUUGUCGAUGAAUUCGGUUGUUGGUGGUAUUCCAGAGAGUUUUAGAGACUCAAUGUUGACAAUACUUUGGUUGAAUGGACAGUCCGGCGAUGGCAUGACUGGUCCAAUUGAUAUAGUCGUGUCAAUGGAGUCACUCGCCAGUCUUUGGCUCCAUGGGAAUCGUUUUUCAGGUAAGAUCCCGGAGAACAUUAGUAACUUAGUUUCUUUGCAGGAUCUUAAUCUCAAUAGCAAUGAACUUGUUGGUUUGAUUCCCAAUAGCUUGGAAAGUAUGCCAUUAGGCCAUUUAGAUUUGAACAACAAUCAUUUCAUGGGUCCAAUUCCAAAGUUCAAAGCUAUCGAUGUUACUUAUAAAUCGAACCCCUUUUGUCAACCUAAUCCAGGAGCUCCCUGCACUCCAGAAGUAAUGGCUCUUUUAGAGUUUCUUGAUGGGGUGAAUUACCCCUCCAGGCUUGUUGAAUCGUGGUCAGGUAAUGACCCAUGUCGAGGGUCGUGGCUAGGAGUAGACUGUGAUUUCAAAGGACGGGUCAUUUCCAUAAACUUGCCCAACUCUAAUAUUUCCGGUACAUUAAGUCCUUCAAUCAGAAAUCUUGAUUCUCUUACUCGCGUUCAUCUCGAGUCUAACAAUCUAUCUGGUCCUAUUCCAACAAACUGGACAGGGUUGAAAUUUUUGACUCUGUUGAACUUGAGAGGAAACAAUCUUUCCCCUCCUCUUCCAAAUUUCAGCAGUAGUGUAAAGCUUGUCUUAGAAGGAAAUUCUCUAUUAAACUCAAAUCAGACUGGAAAAACUCCUUCACAAGGAAGUUCCAUGUCAUCUCAAGGUUUGAAAUCCUCGCCUGUCACAUCUAAUCCAAUCUCCACUACUACAAAUGGCUCAGUGAGAGGGAAAAGUUCCAACACUGAAUUAGCUGUCAUCGUUGCCCCUAUUGCAAGUUUUGCAAUUCUGAUUUGCCUAGCCGUGCCUCUUUCUAUUUAUUUCUACAGGAAGAGAAAAGACAGAUACCCUACUCCAAGUUCCCUUGUGAUUCAUCCAAGAGACCCGUCCGUUUCAGAUAGUACUCUUAAGAUUGCUGUUGCAAAUAACACAAAUAAAAUUGCUUCUUCAUUGAUGGAGAUUGGUUCAGCCAGCAUAAACAGUAAUCCAUCCCAUGUCAUUGAGGCUGGAAAUUUGGUCAUAUCAGUUCAAGUUCUUAGAAAUGUAACCAAGAAUUUUGCCCCAGAGAAUGAACUUGGUCGGGGUGGUUUUGGGGUAGUUUAUAAGGGAGAAUUUGUUGAUGGAACUAAAAUAGUUGUGAAAAGAAUGGAAGCUGGAGUAAUUAGCAGCAAAGCGUUAGACGAAUUCCAAUCUGAAAUUGCUGUUCUUUCUAAAGUUCGUCACAGGCAUUUAGUAUCUCUCUUGGGAUAUUCUAUUGAAGGCAAUGAAAGAAUUCUUGUUUAUGAGUAUAUGCCUAAAGGAGAUCUCAGCAAGCAUCUUUUUCAAUGGAAGAGUAUGAAACUUGAGCCUCUCUCUUGGAAGAGGAGGCUAAAUAUUGCCCUGGAUGUUGCUAGAGGACUGGAGUACCUUCAUACUCUUGCUCAUCAAAGUUUUAUACACAGAGACCUCAAAUCUUCAAAUAUAUUACUUGGUGACGAUUUUCGUGCGAAAAUAUCGGAUUUUGGUCUGGUUAAACUUGCUCCUGAUGGAGAAAAGUCUGCGGUGACCAGGCUAGCUGGAACUUUUGGGUACCUGGCACCUGAAUAUGCUGUUAUGGGUAAAAUCACUACAAAAGCUGACGUGUUCAGUUUCGGAGUUGUGUUGAUGGAGCUGUUAACCGGUAUGAUGGCACUUGAUGAGGACAGAUCCGAGGAAAGCCAAUACUUGGUUGCGUGGUUCUGGCACGUCAAAUCCAGUAAGGAGAAACUAGUGGCUGCUAUUGACCCAGCUCUAGACGUAAAAGAAGAAACAUUCGAGAGCAUCUCCAUCAUAUCUGAACUGGCUGGACACUGCACUGCUAGGGAGCCUAAUCAACGACCCGAUAUGGGGCACGCUGUGAAUGUCUUGGUUUCCCUUGUCGAAAAAUGGAAACCGCUUGAUGAUGAUACAGAGGAAUAUUGUGGUAUUGAUUAUAGCCUUCCCCUUAACAAAAUGGUGGAAAAUUGGCAAGCAGCAGAAGGAAAAGACACGAAUUAUAUGGACCUUGAAGACAGUAAGGGUAGUAUCCCGGCUAGACCUACUGGAUUUGCUGAGUCCUUCACUUCUGUGGAUGGCCGCUAG